Danio aesculapii is the source of this 1608-nucleotide messenger RNA. RefSeq names its product myogenic differentiation 1 (gene myod1). The coding region runs from base 180 to 1007 and encodes 275 amino acids. The record is from RefSeq and is a predicted model, not a curated record. The transcript is spliced from 3 exons. Gene Ontology annotation, biological process: muscle organ development; positive regulation of myoblast differentiation; regulation of transcription by RNA polymerase II. Gene Ontology annotation, molecular function: protein dimerization activity; RNA polymerase II cis-regulatory region sequence-specific DNA binding; DNA-binding transcription factor activity, RNA polymerase II-specific. Lineage: Eukaryota; Metazoa; Chordata; Actinopteri; Cypriniformes; Danionidae.
GGUACAAGCAAAGAAACCCUACGAGGACCUGCGAAUUUUAGACUGUAGUCUUGAAAUAUACGUUAUUUCGGGAUCUGAAGGACUUUGUCUUACUAUUCCUAUUUUUAUUUUUUACAAAUUUACUACUUUGGAAAUAUUCAAUUAAAUAUCUUGUUUAUUAAAACUUUAACACAAAAAAGAUGGAGUUGUCGGAUAUCCCCUUCCCCAUCCCAUCAGCUGAUGAUUUCUACGACGACCCUUGCUUUAACACCAACGACAUGCACUUCUUUGAAGACCUGGACCCCAGGCUCGUUCACGUGAGCCUGCUCAAACCCGACGAGCAUCACCACAUCGAGGACGAGCACGUGAGGGCGCCCAGUGGGCAUCAUCAGGCCGGCAGGUGCCUACUGUGGGCAUGCAAAGCUUGCAAGAGAAAAACUACCAAUGCUGAUCGUCGCAAAGCCGCCACCAUGAGAGAGAGGAGGCGACUGAGCAAGGUCAACGACGCUUUCGAGACCCUCAAAAGGUGCACGUCCACCAACCCGAACCAGAGGCUGCCCAAAGUGGAGAUUCUGAGAAACGCCAUAAGUUAUAUCGAGUCUCUGCAGGCGCUGCUCAGGAGCCAAGAGGAAAACUACUACCCCGUUCUGGAACAUUACAGUGGAGACUCUGAUGCUUCCAGUCCGAGAUCUAACUGCUCUGAUGGCAUGAUGGAUUUUAUGGGCCCAACAUGUCAGACGAGAAGACGGAACAGCUAUGACAGCUCUUACUUCAAUGACACACCAAAUGCUGACGCACGGAAUAAUAAAAACUCAGUAGUGUCGAGUUUGGAUUGUCUGUCCAGCAUCGUGGAGCGAAUUUCUACAGAGACUCCUGCAUGUCCCGUGCUGUCAGUACCGGAGGGGCACGAAGGGAGCCCGUGUUCUCCGCAUGAGGGGUCUGUCCUGAGUGACACCGGGACCACCGUACCGUCCCCGACCAGCUGCCCUCAACAGCAGGCUCAGGAAACCAUUUAUCAAGUGCUUUAAAAAUCCGCAACAUUUCAAAACAAAUUGAAAGAGACAAUCUGAAUCAAGAAACUUUAAGCAGAAAAAGGCGAAUCCGAUCUUAAACGACAAAAAAGACUUUUGAUCCACUACUGGAAGAUUUCUUCUCUUUCUUUCUUUCUUUCUUUCUUUCUUUCUUUCUUUCUUUCUUUCUUUCUUUCUUUCUUUCUUUUUUUCUUCCUUUUUUUCUUUAUGCUGUGGAAAAUGUAAUUCCAAUAUGAGAAAGACUCAGCAGACCAUCAGAAGUGAGUUUCUUAACUAAGCUUAUUUAUAUUAUUAUAUCCACGUGAAAAUGUGACCAUAUUUUUUCCCUUUGUGAAUAUAUUUUCUGUCAUCAUCACCUUUUAUUUUCCUAAUUAUUUACGGAAAAAAAUCGUAAUCCAGAUACGAAUAGCAGGACCAUUUUUGUAAAUGUGUAAAUAAGAUCUGUUUUGUUAAAGCGACGAAAACGAACAAACAUAUUAUUGUAUUUAAUGAUGCCUGUUUGAAACACUAGUUUGUUGUGUCUUGUGUUAAACUUUAUAUUUAUACUUCUUAAACGAGUGAAUGUCGGAUUAAUAAAAUAACUAUUUAUACUGGAAUA